AUGCCCAUCUUUUACCAGGCACAAACACCGAGACAAAAGAAAGCAAACGAGAAGUUUGCGAAGAACGAGGCCGCGAAACGAGGGAAGUCACAGACUGCUGUCAAGAAGAAUCCCAAACAAAAGCCCACAGUGUCAACUGGGUGGAUAGUAUUACUUGCGUUCGUCGUUUGCGGUGGAUUGGUUUUCGAGCUCCUGAAGGUCGUUCCGGAAAUAUGGUCAGCAAUUGUGUCUGUGUUUAGGCGGUGA
Messenger RNA from Talaromyces atroroseus, 246 nucleotides. RefSeq lists its product as hypothetical. The transcript is spliced from 2 exons. The coding region runs from base 1 to 246 and encodes 81 amino acids. NCBI's taxonomy places the organism in Eukaryota, Fungi, Ascomycota, Eurotiomycetes, Eurotiales, Trichocomaceae. The record is from RefSeq and is a predicted model, not a curated record. Gene Ontology annotation, cellular component: endoplasmic reticulum.